AUGACAGACGAUCCAUAUACCUCCACAUCACGAAUAAUGUCGUUGCUGCUUCUGCUACUACUAGCACCAUUGUUCGUAUUGAGAGGAGGUGAUGGAGAAUCAUUGAGAGGAGUUGAUGGAGAGUCGGAGGAUGAAAUCAAUUCUUCGUUCGGAGGUGGUGGUGAUGGUGAAUCGUUGAGAGGAGGUGAUGGAGAGUUGGAGGAUGAAAUCGAUUCUUCGUUCGGAAGUAGUGGUGAUGGAGAAUCGUUCAUUGGAGGCUGUGAUGAUGGAGAAUCGUUCAUGAGAGUUGGUGGUGAUGAAGAAUCGUUCAUCGGAGGUAGUGGUGAUGGAGAAUCGAUCAUCAGAGGUGGUGGUGAUGAAGAAUCGUUCAUCAGAGGUAGUGGUGAUGGAGAAUCGAUCUUCGGAGGUGAAGGUGGAGGUGGUGGUGAUGGAGAAUCGAUCAUCGGAGGUGGAGGUGGAGGUGGUGGUGAUGGAGAAUCGAUCAUCGAAAGUGGAGGUGGAGGUGGUGGUGAUGGAGAAUCGAUCAUCGGAGGUGGAGGUGGUGGUGAUGUAGAAUCGAUCAUCGGAGGUGGAGGUGGAGGUGGUGGUGAUGGAGAAUCGAUCAUCGGAGGUGGAGGUGGUGGUGAUGAUGGAGAAUCGAUCAUCGGAGGUGGAGGUGGAGGUGGUGGUGAUGGAGAAUCGUGUGGUCCGAGUCUGAAAAAACUAUCUGAAAACAGCAGAGGCAAAAACGAUGAUAAUGGCUAUAAUUCUUCUUUCCAUUUUGAAUAA
This is a messenger RNA of Cannabis sativa, 768 nucleotides long. Its product is annotated as glycine-rich cell wall structural protein 2-like. The record is from RefSeq and is a predicted model, not a curated record. The transcript has a single exon. Bases 1 to 768 code for a protein of 255 amino acids. NCBI's taxonomy places the organism in Eukaryota, Viridiplantae, Streptophyta, Magnoliopsida, Rosales, Cannabaceae.